This is a messenger RNA of Hevea brasiliensis (rubber tree), 2048 nucleotides long. RefSeq names its product UDP-glucose 6-dehydrogenase 1. The record is from RefSeq and is a predicted model, not a curated record. Lineage: Eukaryota; Viridiplantae; Streptophyta; Magnoliopsida; Malpighiales; Euphorbiaceae. Gene Ontology annotation, cellular component: nucleus; cytosol. Gene Ontology annotation, biological process: glycosaminoglycan biosynthetic process. Bases 397 to 1839 code for a protein of 480 amino acids. The transcript has 2 exons. Gene Ontology annotation, molecular function: NAD binding; UDP-glucose 6-dehydrogenase activity.
AAUUCAGACGUGCAAUAAAUUAAUAGUCUGAUUAUUAAAAAGUUAAUCUUUCAGCAUUUUCUUUUCCCAAUUUGCAUUCAUGAUUGAGUAGUAACAGCGAAGUUGUUGGGUUUGUGUAUGAUCAAGAAUCAUGAGGUGUCAUGGGAAUUGCAAACGUGUUAAAAAAUUACGCAAUAGCAGGUUUUGCUCGUAGAAAAUCCGAGUGGUUAGAUCAUGGGAACUUCAGUAUAUAUAAUAUAUUAUAUAUAUGUAUAUAUAUAUGGGUGAAGGGACUCUUCUCCUUAUUGCUCGCUGCAUCAUUUUCUCUCUUUCUUCUUUCUGCCUCAAAUCUCCUCCCCUACAGCACAAGGACAAGAAGGAUUGCAAGGCCAUCCUUUCCAUAGCAUAUAAAAAAAAAUGGUGAAGAUUUGUUGUAUUGGAGCUGGCUAUGUUGGUGGGCCCACCAUGGCUGUGAUUGCGCUGAAGUGCCCAGAAAUUGAAGUUGCUGUGGUUGACAUUUCUGUGGCGCGAAUCAGUGCAUGGAACAGCGACCAACUCCCCAUUUAUGAGCCAGGCCUUGAUGGUGUGGUGAAGCAGUGUAGAGGAAAGAACCUUUUCUUUAGCACUGACGUGGAAAACCAUGUUUCAGAUGCUGAUAUAGUCUUUGUAUCUGUUAAUACCCCAACGAAAACCCAAGGGCUUGGAGCUGGCAAAGCAGCUGACUUGACUUAUUGGGAGAGUGCAGCUCGAAUGAUUGCAGAUGUAUCAAAAUCUGAUAAAAUUGUUGUUGAGAAAUCAACUGUCCCUGUGAAAACAGCGGAGGCAAUUGAAAAGAUUUUGACCCACAACAGCAAAGGCAUCAACUUUCAGAUUCUCUCUAACCCUGAGUUCCUUGCUGAAGGAACAGCAAUUCAAGAUCUUCUCCACCCAGACCGAGUGCUUAUCGGUGGUAGGGAGACUCCAGAAGGACAAAAAGCAAUUCAAACAUUGAGAGAUGUUUAUGCCCAUUGGGUCCCUGUGGAACAGAUUAUUUGCACCAAUCUCUGGUCUGCUGAGCUCUCAAAACUUGCUGCAAAUGCCUUUUUGGCACAGAGGAUUUCCUCUGUUAAUGCUAUGUCAGCUCUCUGUGAGGCCACUGGCGCAGAUGUUACCCAAGUUUCACAUGCUGUUGGUAAGGACACAAGAAUCGGACCCAAGUUCUUGAAUGCUAGUGUGGGUUUUGGUGGAUCGUGUUUCCAGAAAGAUAUCUUGAACUUGGUCUAUAUUUGUGAGUGCAAUGGUCUUCCUGAGGUAGCAAAUUACUGGAAACAGGUUAUUAAGGUGAAUGACUACCAAAAGAACCGUUUUGUGAACCGGGUAGUUUCAUCUAUGUUCAACACAGUUUCAGGAAAGAAGAUUGCAAUUUUAGGAUUUGCUUUCAAGAAAGACACUGGUGAUACUAGGGAGACUCCAGCUAUUGAUGUUUGCAAGGGCUUGUUGGGUGACAAAGCUCAUUUGAGCAUCUAUGACCCACAGGCUUCAGAGGAUCAAAUUCAAAGGGAUCUGUCAAUGAAGAAAUUUGAUUGGGAUCAUCCCAUCCAUCUUCAGCCAAUGAGUCCAUCAUCUAUCAAGCAAGUUAGAUGUGUUUGGGAUGCUUAUGAGGCUACAAAGGAUGCUCAUGGUAUCUGCAUUCUUACCGAGUGGGAUGAGUUCAAAACUCUUGAUUAUCAUAAGAUUUAUGAUAACAUGCAGAAGCCUGCAUUUGUUUUCGAUGGGCGCAAUGUCGUGGAUGCUGAUAAGCUGAGGAAAAUUGGGUUCAUUGUCUACUCCAUUGGCAAGCCACUGGAUCCAUGGCUGAAGGACAUGCCUGCUGUUGCAUAAACGCCAAAUUGGAUAACUUGAAGUAGCUUGUGGCCGGUUGUAGAAACGUAUAUGAUAGGCAUAUACAAUUAUCACCUUAUUAAUUUUCCCCUUCAACCAUUUAUUAUCGUCUAGCUUUGCAAUUUAGUUUGUUAUUUUUGUAUUGGGUACCAUUAUACAAUUAUGUUCUGGUACAUCUCCAUUAGUAGAAAAUUUGAAUAUGGUAUUCU